Molecule: messenger RNA, 1083 nt
Organism: Saxophila tyrrhenica
Lineage: Eukaryota; Fungi; Ascomycota; Dothideomycetes; Mycosphaerellales; Extremaceae
Exons: 1
Coding region: 1-1083 (360 amino acids)
Biological process (GO): maturation of SSU-rRNA from tricistronic rRNA transcript (SSU-rRNA, 5.8S rRNA, LSU-rRNA)
Cellular component (GO): nucleolus; small-subunit processome
Source: RefSeq, a predicted model, not a curated record
AUGGCGACAGCAACAACACUACUCGACACACUGUCGAGCUUCACGGCAGCCGCAGACUCUGCGUCACAAGCUCUGCCCGAUGUAGAUGCUCUUCUACCGCCUACGAACGGCAUCUCACUACUGGAUGCGAAGAACGAAAUCUUCCUAUCCUAUCUCCAGGCGCUCGCCCUUCGUAACCUUAACGUCAUUCGGUCGCUGAAAGAUGGUGCGGACGUCGAGGAGGCACACAAACUCAGCAGCGACAUCACAUCGAAGCUGGUCGAACACAGAGUCUACCUGGAACGAGGUGUACGGCCAUUGGAGCAGAAGAUCAAGUACCAGACGGACAAAGUGGUAAAGGCAGCGGAUGACGAGGAGAGGCUAGCAGCGCAGAAGGAGAAGCAGGCGGAGGCUGGGAACAAGCAGACUAAUGGCAAGGCGGAUGGAAGCAGCGAGUCCGAAGAGAGAUCGGAGGAAGAAAGCGAUGAGGACGAAGACGAAGAGGUCGAGCAGACAUCCUACAGACCCAAUCUCGCAGGCUUUGGCAAAAGUAAUGGUCCCACCUCCGAGCAGACACGCCAGUCCAAAAGCAAAGAAGAUGGGGUCUACCGACCUCCACGCGUAUCAGCCACCUCCAUGCCCACCACCGAACAACGGGAGAAGAAGGCACGAAGACAGCCUAGGUCAGCUACGAUGGAGGAAUACGUCAACACGGAGCUCUCGAACGCUCCUCAAGCUGUGCCGAGCAUAGGCAGCACGAUCGCGCAAGGCGGCCGCAAGACAAAGGACGCAAGACAGAUGGCGAAGGAGCAGGAGCGGCGCGAUUACGAGGAGACGCAUCUUGUGCGUUUGCCACCGGAGUCGAAGAAGGAGCUGGCGAAGCAGCGGGCGAAGGAGAGGAGAGGUGGGUAUGGUGGCGAGGAGUGGAGAGAUCUGGGGAGUGCUGUUGAUCGGAUUGGUGAGCUGACGAGACGGAAGGGUAAGGAGGGGGCGCUGGAGAAGAGUAGGAAGAGGAGGGCUGUCGAGGAUGGGCCGAGGGGUGACGGGAUUGGGGAUGCGUUUGAUGUCAAGAAGAGACGGGUUAUGAAGAAGAUGCGUCGGUAG